AUGUCUCAUGCCUAUGCGCUCUUCUCUGCUUCUCAGACCUCCGACGUUUUCCUGUGGAACGUCAUGAUCCGAGGCUUCACAGAGAAUGGACUCUACGAUCGGUCCAUCCUUCUCUACCGGCAGAUGCUUGAAACGGGCGUUGCACCCGAUAAUUUCACGUUCCCGUUCGUUCUCAAAGCGUGUGGGCAUCUUCGUGAUGUUCAAUUUGGGGAGGAGGUUCACAGGGACGUGAUGGAAUUUGGAUAUGAAUCGGAUAUCUUUAUGGGUAAUUCUCUUAUAACCAUGUAUGGCAAAUGUGGGCGCUUUGAGAUUUCCCGGAAGGUAUUUGAUGGAAUGCCUCACAAAAACGUGGUUUCAUGGAGUUCAAUGAUAGGCGCUUAUGCAAACAAUGGUCGUCAUUAUGAAGGCCUGUCUCUGUUUUAUAGGAUGUUAGAUGAGAGGAUUAAACCCAAUCGAAUUACAAUAUUAAAUGCUGUACAAUGUGUUCAUAGAGAGAAUGAAGCAAAUGCAGUCUGUAGAACUAUAGUAGAUAAUGGUCUUGACUUGGAUCAGUCUGUUCAAAGUGCAGCAGUAGGUAUGUACGCUAGGUGUGGAAGAAUUGAUGUUGCUCGGAGAUUCUUUGAUGGGAUUCUUGACAAGGAUUUGGUGUCUUGGAGUUCAAUGGUUGAAGCUUAUGUGCAAGCCAAUUUGCCUGCAGAAGCUUUAGAACUCUUCAGACAGAUGAUAUUAUGGAAAAAUCGCCCUGAUUUUGUGACCCUACUUAGUGUUGUUCGUGCUUUUGCAAAUUUAUCCUCUCUGCAUCAAGCACGUUUUAUUCAUGGGUUCAUUAUUCGUGCCUCCUUAAACUACAACAUACUAAUAGAAACUGCUAUAAUUGAUCUAUAUGCAAAAUGUGGGAGCUUGAACUAUGCCAGAAAAGUUUUUGAUAGGAUGCAGGAAAGAAACCUAGUUUCCUGGAGCACCAUGAUAUCAGGAUAUGGAAUGCAUGGCUAUGGAAGAGAAGCACUUGAUCUCUUUAAUCAGAUGAAAGAUUCAGCAAAGCCAGACCAUAUCACAUUUGUCUCAGUUUUAUCUGCCUGCAGUCAUGCUGGCCUGAUUGCUGAAGGAUGGAGGUGCUUUAAUUCGAUGGCCAAGGAUUUUGGGGUUACGCCAAGAUCGGAGCAUUAUGCUUGUAUGGUUGAUCUCUUGGGCCGAGCUGGGCAGCUAAGUGAAGCUCAAGAGUUUAUUGAGAGUAUGCCAAUAAAGCCAGAUUCAGGCGUAUGGGGUGCUUUACUGGGAGCAUGUAGAAUCCAUUUAAAUGUGGAGCUUGCUGAAUUGGCAGCUAAAUCUUUGUUUGAAUUGGACUCAGAAAACCCUGGCCGUUAUGUUCUGUUAUACAACAUUUACAUCUCUUCAGGCAAGAGAGAAGAAGCCAAUCAGAUUAGAACCCUUAUGAAACGUAGAGGGGUGAGGAAAACCACUGGUCACACCGUUGUAGAAUUGAAAAACAAAGUGUACAAGUUUGUAGCAGGAGAUAAAUCAAAUCCACAAACAGAUGUGAUCUAUGCAGAAUUGGAGAGAUUGAUGGAAAGGAUUAGACAAGAAGGAUACGUGCCGGAUACAAACUUUGUAUUGCAUGAUGUUGAGGAAGAGACAAAGGAGAAAAUGUUGUCCGUACAUAGUGAGAAAUUAGCAAUUGCUUUUGGUCUAUUGAAUUCGACACCUGGGAGUAUGAUCAGAAUCAAGAAGAACCUAAGAGUAUGUGGAGAUUGCCAUACUGCUACAAAAUUUAUCUCUAAGGUUACAGAAAGAGAAUUUCUUGUGCGAGAUGCUCAUAGAUUUCAUCAUUUCAAAAGUGGAGUAUGUUCUUGUGGAGAUUAUUGGUGA
Nelumbo nucifera (sacred lotus) is the source of this 1866-nucleotide messenger RNA. Its product is annotated as Tetratricopeptide repeat (TPR)-like superfamily protein. Gene Ontology annotation, biological process: RNA modification. The record is from RefSeq and is a predicted model, not a curated record. Gene Ontology annotation, molecular function: RNA binding; zinc ion binding; protein binding. Gene Ontology annotation, cellular component: intracellular membrane-bounded organelle. Lineage: Eukaryota; Viridiplantae; Streptophyta; Magnoliopsida; Proteales; Nelumbonaceae.